Molecule: messenger RNA, 2162 nt
Organism: Chlorocebus sabaeus (green monkey)
Lineage: Eukaryota; Metazoa; Chordata; Mammalia; Primates; Cercopithecidae
Source: RefSeq, a predicted model, not a curated record
AGCUCUCCCGGGGCCCACCUGUUCCGGGACCUGGCCAGGGCCCUCUCCAGGCGCAGAGGCCCGCGGGAGGCCAGGCGAGGCCGGCACAGGCUGCUCAGUCAGCGGUCGGGGGUCGGGGGUCUUGGUCCCCUCCUGCUCCGCCCGCGCCCGCCGCUCUCCCUUGCCCCGCGGAGUGGGGGAGGGACAGCGCUGUCCCCGGAGGAUGCAGGCAGCGACUGCAAGGGGGUCAGCGCCUUCCUCUCCGGCAGGUUUUACCUCGUCAGUGGAGGGGUCCCCUUUAUCAUCUGUGGGGUCACGGCUGCCACGAACAUCAGGAAUUACGGGACAGAGGACGAGGACGCGGCGUACUGCUGGAUGGCCUGGGAGCCUAGCCUGGGCGCCUUCUACGGCCCGGCCGCCGUCAUUGCCCUGGUCACCUGCGUGUACUUCCUGGGCACCUACGUGCAGCUGCGGCGCCACCCAGGGCGCAGGUACGAGAUGCGCGCACAGCCCGAGGAGCAGCGGCGGCUGGCCACGCCCGAGGGCAGCCGUGGGAUCCCGCCCGGCACCCCACCCGCACGUGAUGCCCCUGGCGCCUCGGUGCUGCAGAACGAGCACUCGUUCCAGGCACAGCUGCGCGCUGCCGCCUUCACGCUGUUCCUGUUCACGGCCACGUGGGCCUUUGGGGCGCUGGCGGUGUCCCAGGGCCACUUCCUGGACAUGGUCUUCAGCUGCCUGUACGGCGCCUUCUGCGUGACACUGGGGCUCUUCGUGCUCAUCCACCACUGCGCCAAGCGCGAGGACGUGUGGCAGUGCUAGUGGGCAUGCUGCCCACCCUGCAGGGAUGCCCACUCCGCGCUCGAUGCCAACGGGGCCGCGCUGGGCCGUGCCGCCUGCCUGCAUUCGCCGGGCCUCGGCCAGCAACGGGGCUUCGCGCACCCACCGGGACCCUGCAAGAUGACCAACCUGCAGGCCGCACAGGGCCACGCCAGUUGUCUGUCCCCGGCCACCCCGUGCUGCGCCAAGAUGCACGGCGAGCCACUGAUGGCAGACGAGGCACACGUGCACGCGCAGGAGGAGGGUGCCUUCGGGCACGACCCCCACCUGCACGGAUGCCUUCAGGGCAGAACUAAGCCGCCCUACUUUAGCCGGCACCCAGCAGAGGAGCCCGAGUACGCUUACCACAUCCCGUCCAGCCUGUACGGCAGCCCCCGAAGCUCGUGCACAGACAGCCCCCCCAGCUCUCUGGAUGGCCCGGCAGGGGCACACACGCUGGCCUGCUGCGCCCAGGGUGACCCCUUCCCCAUGGUCAGCCAGCCUGAGGGCAGCGAUGGGAGCCCUGCCCUCUACAGCUGCCCCACGCGGCCGGGCAGGGAGGCAGCACUUGGGCCUGGUCACCUGGAGAUGCUGCGGAGGACACAGUCCCUGCCCUUUGGUGGCCCCAGCCAGAACGGGCUGCCCAAGGGUAACUUGCUAGAAGACCUGCCGUUUGGCACCGAUGGGACUGGGAACAUCCGAACAGGACCCUGGAAAAAUGAAACUACUGUGUAGGCGGAGCAGGGGACACAGUGUUCCUGGAGGAGCUUCAGAGCAGAGCGGGGGGCCCAUCUGCCACAUGAGGUCACUGGGGGCACCAAAGUGACCCCACCUUUCGGAAGCAGUUCACACCCCUGCCCCUUCCUUGUGAAAGACCUCAGCGGGGAAAAGCUCUGGGCCACGCCCACUCCUUUUAUCCCAGUUCCAUGUGCUGGUCCCUGCACAAGGUCAUCUGGUUUCUGUCCUGUGGCCUCCAGUCCUGGGGCGCCCCAGAGGCAGAGCAGGGGAUUCCAUCAAAGGACCCACCCAGACCCCAGCGUGGCCCUGCCCGAGAUGCUGUCCAUGGAGUCCUGGCUUCCCCUGGUGUGGCCAGGCGGGGCCGAGAUCGCAGCAGGGGGCUGCCCUGACCUUUCCCAGUGUUCAAUGUGUGUGUCUUGCAUUCUACUCCGGGGUGGUGGUGGUGGCAGGUCUGUCCCCAGCAUUCUCACCCUGGGCAGAAUCCUUGGGACCCACUACUGUCAUGUGUCUGAGCCAACCCUGCAGCUUCAUGGGACCCCUGCACACCUCUGCCCACUCAGUGUCCCCUGUCAACCCUGUCCUUGUCAUAGCCCCAGCCCUGCAGGGCUGAGAGCACCACGGAUGCUGCG